Messenger RNA from Sorghum bicolor (sorghum), 1515 nucleotides. Its product is annotated as zinc finger MYM-type protein 1-like. The record is from RefSeq and is a predicted model, not a curated record. The transcript has 3 exons. Lineage: Eukaryota; Viridiplantae; Streptophyta; Magnoliopsida; Poales; Poaceae. The coding region runs from base 1 to 1515 and encodes 504 amino acids.
AUGCCAGCAGCCCAGCACAACAGGUCAAUAGCAGUCCAAUUAGAUUCUCCCAACAGCCCAGCAGCGAGCAGCCCAGAGGACACAUGCCCACAUCGAUUAUACCUAUACGAGUAUACGACAUUCAGCCGCUGGCUGCUGCAACGAUUCAUCUGCCUCUUGAAAUCCUUCCGAUCCAACUUGCUGGCUUCCUCGCAGACAGUGGCAGAUCGUCUCCGCCCUCCAACAAACAUGGUAAAUUUUGACGAGCUUCCAUAUGAUCCAGCAGAUAGAAGAAAAAUUUCAGAUUACAUUGGUGAAAAGCUACAAAAUGAGAUAAGGCGGAAGUAUUUGAUUACAGGUCCUUUUAGACCACCGCUUGGUUUUAAAUAUCCUCAGAAAAUCAUAGCAGGUGUACCACGUCGAUUUCAGGCUGAAUGGUUCACAAAAUAUGAUUGGCUUGAGUAUAGUGAGAAGGUGUAUAAAUGUUUCUAUUUGUAUUGCUAUUUAUUCAGAGAUAGCAAUGAGGGCCAAGGUGGGAAUGAUGCAUUUGCAAAAGAUGGUUGGGAUGGAUUUAACAAAUCGGAUAGAUUGCAGGAUCAUGUAGGCAUCCGACCUAAUAGUUUCCAUAACACGACAGUCAAAAGAUGUAACAAUUUGAUGAAGCCUGAUCAAUCCAUUGUCAAUGCUUUGAACAAGCAGAAAGAUAUCACUAUAGAGGAAUAUCGUAAGAGAUUGAAUACUUCUAUUGAUGCUACUCGAUUCUUGUUGCAUCAAGGAUUAGCUUUUCGAGGUCAUGAUGAAUUAGAAGAGUCCAAAAAUAAGGGAAAUUUCCUAGAGCUAGUGGACCUUUUGGAAAAGCAAAAUGACAGCAAGGAGCAAAUGGCAGUGGUUUUGAGGUAUGUGGACAAGAGUGGGUCAAUAAAAGAAAGACUUAUUGGUCUAGUUCAUGUGAGCGAAACCUCAGCUUCAUGUCUCAAAUCUAAUAUUGAUAGUCUAUUUGGUAAGUAUGGAUUGAGCAUAAAACAAAUCAGAGGCCAAGGUUAUGAUGGAGCAAGUAACAUGAGAGGAGAGUUUAAUGGAUUGAGAGCUUUAAUCUUGAGAGAAAAUAGUUCUGCAUAUUAUAUUCAUUGCUUUGCUCAUCAGUUGCAGUUAGUCAUUGUUGCAGUAGCUAAAAAGAAUGAUGAUAUUGGUGAUUUCUUUGACAUGGUAUCUCUAUUGAUUAAUGUUGCUAGAGCCUCUUGCAAAAGGAAGGAUAUGAUUCGAGAAAGUCAACAAGAGAGAGUUGCAAAAGAAAUAGGCGGUGGACAACUUAGUACUGGAACAGAAUUAAAUCAAGAACAAUCACUUGCUAGAGCUGGUGAUACUCAUUGGUCAUCUCAUUAUAAAACUCUGAAAAGGAUAAGCAGUUUAUUCACAGAUGUUAGUGAAGUGCUCCAAUAUGUUGAAAAAGAAGGUCCCACGGAUGCCAAGAAACGUCAAGCUCGUGGCCUCAUGGACUAUCUCAAGGAUUUUGACCUUGUGUUCCACUUGCAGUAA